AUGCCUCUGAACAUUCACAAUCCGUUGCCCGCUUCUAUGCGAAGCGAGUGCAAAAAGGCUGGGAAGAUUCUGGCUUCCUUCGUCGACCCUAGGCAAUCCUUUGGCCCUGACAAGGUCAUUCCGCCAUCGGUUCUAGGGAACGCAAAGGGCCUUGCUGUCAUCACCGUCUUCAAGGCCGGCUUCCUCGGAUCUGGUCGAUUUGGCUCAGGUAUCGUCGUUGCGAGGCUGUCGGAUGGCUCGUGGUCGGCUCCUUCAGCAAUCGGCACUCUGGGAGGAGGUUUUGGAGGCCAGAUCGGCUUCGAAUUGACUGACUUCGUCUUUAUUCUGAACGACUAUAACGCGGUCAAGACUUUCUCGCAAGCAGCCAGUGUGACCCUAGGUGGCAACGUCAGUAUUGCUGCGGGCCCAGUCGGGCGCAAUGCUGAAGCUGCUGGCGCCGCAAGUAUGAAGGGCGUGGCAGGUGUUUUUGCUUACAGCAAGACGAAAGGCGCUUUUGCUGGGGUUAGUUUGGAGGGAUCUGUUCUUAUUGAACGACGGGACGCCAAUCAGAAGAUGUACAAUGGCAGGAUAACGGCUCGCCAACUCCUGGAAGGUGCCAUCCGUCCUCCGCCUGCAGCUGACCCACUGAUGAAUGUCCUGAACACUCGUGUCUUCUCGGGCGUGGCGGCCGGUGGGGACAGCAUGUACAAUGACAUGCCAGUUUAUGACGACAACCGCGAUAACGUGGUAUGGGAAGGUCGAUCUGGUGAGGCGUUUGGUGCGGGCGUACGCAAUCACCGAUCUUCCACUUUUGGAUCUCGGAAUGGCGACAACGAAUACGAAUACCGCGACUCUCCUCGACGUGCGAAUACAUGGCAGGAUGACGUAUACGAUCAAGGCUUCAAUGGACCUCAGCGAACAAAUAGCUCUCGGGCCAAUCCGACCGAGACAUUUGACAGCAUGAACGGCAGAAGUCGAUCGAGUACACUUAACAAUGACUAUAGCUAUAGCGACAAUAAGCCAGCUCGACCCACCGCACCCAAGCCCAUCUUCCGACAAAAGACUGGCCUAGGUGAUCUGAGGUCGGAUCAGGCAGUCGCGCUCUUCACAUUCGAGGGCGAGCAGGAGGGCGACUUGUCUUUCAAGAAGAAUGAUGUUAUCACCAUCACCAAGCGCACAGAAAACAAGAGCGAUUGGUGGACAGGGAGGACCGAAGACGGAAGAGUGGGGAUAUUCCCUUCCAACUACGUCGAGACUGCGAACUAG
Molecule: messenger RNA, 1245 nt
Organism: Cyphellophora europaea CBS 101466
Lineage: Eukaryota; Fungi; Ascomycota; Eurotiomycetes; Chaetothyriales; Cyphellophoraceae
Exons: 5
Coding region: 1-1245 (414 amino acids)
Biological process (GO): actin cortical patch localization; actin filament bundle assembly
Cellular component (GO): actin cortical patch
Molecular function (GO): phosphatidylinositol binding; actin filament binding
Source: RefSeq, a predicted model, not a curated record